Molecule: messenger RNA, 1983 nt
Organism: Ceratosolen solmsi marchali
Lineage: Eukaryota; Metazoa; Arthropoda; Insecta; Hymenoptera; Agaonidae
Product: Myb-interacting protein 130
Exons: 7
Coding region: 10-1881 (623 amino acids)
Biological process (GO): reproductive process; DNA-templated transcription; regulation of cell cycle
Cellular component (GO): nucleoplasm; transcription repressor complex
Molecular function (GO): DNA binding
Source: RefSeq, a predicted model, not a curated record
UACGUCAACAUGGCGGACGCGAUCGAAAAUGAGUCUGCCGAGACUCUUUUAUCAAUUAAGAACGGAGGACUUUCCACCAUUGAGAUUAAAAGUGAAAUAAUCGAAGAAGAGAUGAAUAUCAUAGAUGAUCAUCGAAUUUCCAAUAAUAACUCGAUGGACUCGCAGAUGGAUACAGAGGAAUCGGAGCCAAUGCAGGAGUUGGGCCCGGCUGCAUUAGGGCUACAAAGAGUCGGCACUAAACCUCCCCCAAAGCCAAAUCCACCGCAACCUGUCCAAGUACUAAAUCGUAGAGGAAUGCCCGCUAGAAUAAGAAAAAAAAAUAAAUUAUUUUAUGACGAUAUUUUAGUUAAUCAUCCACAUCACAGAGUGAAAAAGGAUCCAGAUUCUUUAUCGAUGAAGCCAUCACCAAAGAAAAUUUCACGUCUCUCGCCUCUGAAAAAACAACCAAAAAUCUUUCAUUCCGAACCUAAACGAUCGGUUUCAACACCAACUACUCCUGUAACAAAACCAAUAAAAAUAGAAAAGCCACAAACAGUUGAGAAACAACCACAAGCACCAUCUUCACCAGAUAGAAAAAUCGGUCAGAAAAUUGGUAUGAGGCUUAGAAAUUUAUUAAAAUUACCCAAAGCCCACAAAUGGGUAUGUUACGAAUGGUUUUAUAGCAACAUUGACAAAACUCUUUUUGAGGGUGACAACGAUUUCAUGAUAUGCUUAAAAGAAUCAUUUCCACAAUUGAAAAGUCGUAAGCUGACUCGAGUUGAAUGGUGCAAAAUUCGGCGAAUGAUGGGCAAACCAAGAAGAUGUUCACAGGCGUUCUUUGAAGAAGAAAGACGGGAGCUUGAAAGAAAACGGCAGAAAAUUCGAAUACUUCAACAAAGAAAAGCAGCUGAUGUUCAAAUUUUCAAAGAUUUGCCCCCUGAAAUUCCAUUACAGUUAGUUAUUGGAACAAAAGUUACGGCAAGAUUGAGAAAACCACAGGAUGGACUUUUCACUGGAAGUAUCGAUGCUGUUGAUACAAGUAAUAAUACUUACAGAAUUACUUUUGAAAGGGCUGGAUUAGGAACGCAUAGCGUACCAGACUAUGAAGUUUUAUCAAAUGAGCCUCCGGAAACAAUAAGCGUUGCAUCAUUUACCCAUAAAUUCAGGCCAAGACACGUGCAAUAUGUACCUUCGCCAGCGUACGCGAUGAAACUGGCAUCACCAAGACUGAAUAAUGAUCCCCUGAUAUCAAAUGCUAAUAUAUCGAAAAAGUCACAUUUGGGAGGUACAAUGAACGGUUACCCCUUAAAAUUAUUAGAAAAUAUGGUAAAAGUAAACAAAAUCUUAGUUAUUAAAAAAAUUAAAAUUAAGAAACUAAAAGACAUGAAUACCGAAGCAGAAAAACGAAGAUCGAUUGGAGAAACUUUACCAUCAGAUUUCGAAAGAAAAUAUGCAGGAAUUGUAGUAGAAUUAGAGAAAAUGAACACUGAUCUUCAAGAUAUGUUAAACGACGUUCAAGAUAUGUGUCACGAAAUCGCACCCGAACCAAGUGUAGCGGCAAUGUUGGCACCUUCGCAUCUUAGGGAAAAAUGUCGACAAGAAGCUGCUGAUAUGGUUGCAAAGAAUAACAUGAUUAAUGAUAAUGCACCCACGAAUAUGAAUCAGCUUGUUACAGAUCUUACAGCAUUAAUGUUGCAAGUCAAAUGUUUGUCAGAUUCGGAUAGGAAUGCAUAUGAAUUAAAAGUUUUACAAGGAACAAUGGAGCAAAUUAGAUCAAAACUUACACCACAAAAUCAACAAGUUUUUCAAAAUUGUGUUGAAAUUCACAUGCAACAUAUACAAUUGGGGUUGGGACAAAUAGGUGCGUUAACGCCAUUUAUGGUGCAAAAAAUUUAUCAAUGAAUUUUUUAAAAUUUGUAAUUGUAUUGAAAAUUAGAGUCAAAGAACGUUAUGAAGAUUCAUGCUAAUAAUGGCUUAUUGUCAAGAACAUGCUAUUUCUUUAAA